Molecule: messenger RNA, 2458 nt
Organism: Amphiprion ocellaris (clown anemonefish)
Lineage: Eukaryota; Metazoa; Chordata; Actinopteri; Pomacentridae
Gene: nae1
Product: nedd8 activating enzyme E1 subunit 1
Exons: 20
Coding region: 87-1688 (533 amino acids)
Biological process (GO): protein neddylation; DNA damage response; protein ubiquitination
Cellular component (GO): nucleus; cytoplasm
Molecular function (GO): ubiquitin activating enzyme activity; NEDD8 activating enzyme activity
Source: RefSeq, a predicted model, not a curated record
UGUAUGUUCACGCGGGCACGUUUCCGUCGAAUCUGCCGAUGCGGAAGUAAAAAUGUGUUCAUAACGUCACUGAUUGGAAAGCUAUCAUGGCAGCGACCAAAGCCUCCAAAGAACAGAAAUACGACAGGCAGCUCAGACUGUGGGGAGAUCACGGUCAAGAAGCACUGGAGAAUGCACAUAUUUGUCUCAUCAACGCCACAGCAACUGGAACAGAGAUACUGAAGAACCUCGUACUUCCAGGUAUUGGAGCAUUCACCAUAGUUGACGGACACACAGUCACUGGGGAAGAUGUUGGAAACAACUUUUUCCUAAGCAACAACAGCAUCGGAAAGAACAGAGCACAGGCUGCCACUGAACUGUUACAAGAACUGAACAGUGAUGUCUCUGGAAACUUUGUUGAGGAGAGUCCAGACAAGCUUCUGGACAACGAUCCAGAGUUCUUCCACAGGUUUACUAUUGUCAUUGGUGUCCAGUUGCCUGAAAGCACGUGUUUGAGGCUUGGUUCAGUCCUGUGGAAUGCCUCUGUACCUUUCCUAGUGUGUAAAACCUAUGGCCUGCUAGGUUACAUGAGAUUGGUGGUGCAGGAACAUACAGUGAUUGAAUCUCAUCCAGACAAUGCCUUGGAGGACCUGAGGUUAGACCAACCUUUUGCUGAAUUUCAGAACCAUGUUAAGUCCUAUGACCUGGACAGCAUGGACAAGAAGGAUCACAGUCACACACCAUGGAUUAUCAUUGUUGCUAAAUACCUGGAGAAAUGGUUCAGUGAGCACAACUGUCGGCUACCGAAAAAUUACAAGGAAAAAGAGGCCUUCAGACAGUUCAUUCGGGAAGGGAUCUUGAAGAAUGAAAAUGGCGUCCCAGAGGAUGAGGAAAACUUUGAAGAAGCUAUUAAGAAUGUCAAUACUGCUUUAAAUCUAACCAAGAUUCCUAGUACUGUUGAAGAUCUCUUCAAUAGUGAGCAGUGUAACAGCAUCACAUCACAGAGUCCGUCCUUCUGGGUGAUGCUGAGAGCUGUCAAGGAGUUUGUUCACAACGAAGGAAAUGGAAGUCUACCUGUACGAGGAACCAUCCCAGACAUGAUCGCAGAUUCUCAGAAGUUCAUCAACCUUCAGAAUGUUUACAGGGAAAAGGCCUUGCAGGAUGCAGCAGCUGUUUCUAAGCAUGUAGAAUGUCUACUACAGUCUGUUGGAAAGCCACCAGAAAGCAUUGCUGAGAAGGACAUCAAACUGUUCUGUAAGAAUGCGUCCUUUCUGCGAGUGGUGCGCUGCAGAUCUCUGGCUGAAGAAUAUAGUGUGGAUUCAGUAAACAAAGAUGAAAUCACCUCAUGUAUGGACAAUCCGGAUAGCGAGAUGGUCUUCUACCUCAUGCUUCGCGCUGUCGAUCGCUUCUAUCAACAGCACUCCCGCUACCCAGGUGUUUACAACUACCAGGUGGAAGAGGACAUCAGCAAACUGAAGCUCAGCGUCAACAGCCUACUGCAGGAGUACAGCUUCAACGUCAACAUCAAAGAUGACUAUAUCCAUGAGUUCUGUCGAUAUGGAGCGGCAGAGCCACACACGGUUUCUGCAUUUUUGGGAGGAUCAGCUGCUCAAGAGGCCAUCAAGAUCAUCAGCCACCAGUUUGUGCCCUUCAACAACACUUUCAUUUACAACGCAAUGUCACAGACGUCCGCCACAUUGCAGUUGUGAAAGCAGUCGCUGAUCCUCAGUUUGCUUCCCGAAAUAUCAGAGAAAACGGUGCAAGCAUGAACUGGCUUUUAAUAAAUCCAACUGUAAACUGCACAUCAAGUUUUGAAAGAGAAGAAAAUGCCUUCUUUUUCACAGCUCAGUAAGGUUCUCAAAAUGUUCUCGCCUAACCUUAAAGUCCUUCUCAUGGAGAGAAAGAAGUCAGGACGUUUUCACAUGAAAUUUUCUGUUGAUGGUAAAGCCUCGCCGCCUUCUCAAAAAAUAUCUUGAAUGGGAAGAAAUCAAGAAAGCACUUGUGGAGAUUUUUUUUUGUUUUUUUUUGCAAGACAUCAUUAAACAAAGCUGGAAAUGAAACUAGCAAAUUCAAAUCCUCAUGUAGUAUUUUCAUCUGUGAAAGUCAACAUUUAUGGACGAUAUCUUACAACGUAGCAGCACUUUGUAUACUUUAGUCGCAUCUUUCUCUUAUUGUGUUCUUUGGAACUAACUGUUUAGAAACACGUAGAGUUUAACUGUCAUGUAUCGCUAUAAAAGAUUCAACAUUUCACCUAAAUUUAUUUAAUUUUCUGUCCAGGGUGAAGGUGAUAUGCUCAGUGCUUGUGUUUUUCAGUGUGCAGAAAUGAAGUGUCCGACUUUUGGGCUUGCACGGUUUCACCUUGCUUGAGGUACAGUGUGGGAAGCACCUUGAGCUGAGCCGCUAUGACUUAUUGAUUUGUUUAAUAGUUGUAACGAGGUUUACACAGUUAUUUAUCCUGAAUAAAUGUUAAGGACAACCA